ACUGACUUAUUUCCCUUUGCACAUCUGCUUUUCUUCUUGCAAUUUAUUCAGCGAAUCUUCUGCUUCAUCUUAUUUUAAUCCAUCAAUCCAUCGCCAAACCGCGCCGAACCGACAAAGGUGUCGUCACACCUUGCCGCUGCGAGAAACAACAGCUAACACAUCCCUGAAAUCUCAUAUAUAAGAUAAACAUCUUAGAAUUUAAAAAGAAGAAUACAUUGGAUGAAGUAAUCUUAGAUUCACUGCGUCAAGAAAAUAAAAAAAAAGCGAGGGAAAAGAAAACGAAAGAAAAAAUAAGGUGUGAUCCCGGUUGGUGCAUCUUUCGUCAUAGAACGGCAUCAACGAGACCUGACCUAGGGUUAAAAACCAACCGACCACUUGGCAAUUACGACGUAGACCCCCACGUGGUCGCGCGAGUAACUAGAAAUAGCAGUCAAAUCUCGCACUUCACCGUCGGCCCUGAGAAGGAGGGAAGUACUUCUUGGGUUACGAAAUUGAACACUGAUUAACGAGUAUUUACAGAUUAUCUUUAUUGUUAUUAUUAUUGCUGUUUUUAUUCCUCUGUUAAUCGGAUUACGGCCAUAAGAUCGUCAGCUCUCUUUCACACCCCGGCAAGAUGUUAUCUACGUUGUUAUCAGUGUUCGCUAAUAUGUUCUCAGUGAUUGGGGGUCAGGUACCCGAGAGGAGUUUUGUUGCUGUCAAACCCGACGGAGUACAAAGAGCCCUUUGCGGCCCAAUUCUUCAGCGAUUCGAAAAGAAAGGAUUCAAAUUAGUAGCCUGUAAAUUUAUCUACCCAACCAAGGAACUUUUAGAAGCCCAUUAUGCUGAACAUAAAGGGAAAAGUUUCUUUGAUAAGCUUGUGGCAUAUAUGUCAUCUGGACCCGUCUUUGCCAUGGUGCUGGAGGGGGAAGGUGUUGUACAGAUGUGCCGUCAAAUGAUUGGUGCCACCAAACCACAGGAGUCGAUGCUUCGUACCAUCCGAGGAGACUAUGCUAUUGAAAUGGGGAGAAAUAUUGUUCAUGGCAGUGACUCUGUGACAUCAGCCAACCAUGAAAUAAGUCUUUGGUUUUCUUCUGAUGAACUCAUCUCUUGGGAAUCGGCAACGGAACACUUGCGAUACGAAUGAUUUUGGUGUAGUUACAGACUUCAGCUUGAAAUGAUGAUAUUUCAUCAAGGAAUUCCUCCAUCUUGCCUCAUCACAUCCGACUUGUCAUUAUUUGUUUAGGGAUCUUUAUUACAGGGACCUGUACACCCCAAGGUAUCUUAACACCACAAGAUAUUACUACUUCACUGGGAUCUCUACUUCAGCUUUACUACAGGAACCACCAAUGCAAAGACUUCUGCCCCUCAAGGAUCUCUAGCCAAAGACCUCUACAACACAGGACCUUUACCACAAAGACAUAUACACUACAGGAGUUGCUAUCACAGUGUCAUCUACCACUGGGGCUACUACAAUAAGGGUUUUUCCACAGGGGUCUCUUGCCCAAAUAUCUCUGUAUUGCAUCUUUGUCACAAGAACUUCUAUCCCAAUAAAAAUAUUUCCCACUAACACCUUUAUCCCACAAUGGCCUUUACCCCACAAUGGCCUUUACCCCACAAUAACCUUUCCCACAAACACCUCAAUGCCAUAAUGGUCUUUCCCACAAACACCUCAAUGACACAGUGGUCUUUCCCACAGGCAUCUCAAUGCCACAGUGGCCUUUCCCACAGACACUUCAAUCUCACAAAGAUAUUUCCCACAAAGAUCUCUUUUCUACAUGUCUUUCCCACAAACACCUGCACUACAUGAAUGUUUCCCACAAACAUAUCUAUGCAACAUGAAUCUUUCACACAGACACUUAUAUACUUUGCGAAUCUUUCCCAUAAACACCUCUAUGCUAUAUGAAUGUUUCCCACAAACAGCUCUACACAACAUGAAUCUUUCCCACAAGAAUCUUUACUUGAGCAAUUUCUACCUAACAAGGAUCUCUAAUGCGAGCAGUUCUACACAAUAUGAAUCCCUACCACAAUGACCUCUGCACCAAAAGGACUUCUCAGUCACAGAGACAUCUACCACAGAUUCUCUACCAUAGGGUCCUCUACCCUACACAGAUCUCAGACAGAAACCUCUACACUACAAGAAUCUCUCCCACAGGGACUGUUACAUUACUGUGUUAUAUUUCAGAAACUUGUGUAAUGAAAUUUGUUAAAUAAUAAAAGCUAUAUCGACAAUUGCA
Messenger RNA from Octopus sinensis (East Asian common octopus), 2213 nucleotides. RefSeq names its product nucleoside diphosphate kinase. The transcript has 4 exons. Gene Ontology annotation, biological process: GTP biosynthetic process; CTP biosynthetic process; UTP biosynthetic process. Lineage: Eukaryota; Metazoa; Mollusca; Cephalopoda; Octopoda; Octopodidae. The record is from RefSeq and is a predicted model, not a curated record. Gene Ontology annotation, molecular function: nucleoside diphosphate kinase activity. Bases 614 to 1123 code for a protein of 169 amino acids.